Molecule: messenger RNA, 895 nt
Organism: Ceraceosorus guamensis
Lineage: Eukaryota; Fungi; Basidiomycota; Exobasidiomycetes; Ceraceosorales; Ceraceosoraceae
Product: PAP2-domain-containing protein
Exons: 4
Coding region: 150-782 (210 amino acids)
Molecular function (GO): sphingosine-1-phosphate phosphatase activity
Source: RefSeq, a predicted model, not a curated record
CCGGUUUGGACGAAUAAUCACCUACAAACGUCACAGGUGACGCCUGAUAUCAUUCAAUUACCAAGACUUUCACAGCAAGCAGCGACAAAUGCGAUCAAGCUGGAUACAGGGAUAAUCAGACAGUACUUAGACAUCUCACAGUCAACAAGAUGCCGCCCAGAAAGAGACCUCAGCAGGGUUCGACUUCUUCCGAUGUCGCGGAAAAGUUGAACGAAGUUCCACCACCUCCGCCAGACAAGAAGAUCGGUCCCUUUCUUCGAUUCUUGAAGCAUACCCAAGGAGUGGUGACAGCAAGCACAACGAUUGGCGUGCUGUGCUUGCGCAACACGCAUUCUUUGUACUACGUCGCCGGAGCGCUGGGUACUGGAUGGGUUGCAAAACUUCUGAAGAAGGUCAUCAAGCAGCCCAGACCGCAAGGCUCCGCCGUGACAAAGACUCACGGUAUGCCCUCGACCCAUUCCUCUACCAUGACCUUCAUGUGUCUGUACCUGGCAUUGGCCUUGCCAAAAGACUACUUCCCGCUUCAAGUCGGAGUCAUUUUGAUUGCGCCUACCGUCAUGUGGUCGCGCGUGCAACUGGGACUGCACACCCCAGCUCAGACACUGGCUGGCGCUGCUCUGGGCACCGUCUCAGCUUUAUCGCUGAGCGUGCUCUGGCAUGGCACAAACGCUAGUGCAGGGCCGGCUUGGCUCUCCGACGGUCUGAGCACCGUGCUUGUGCCCAGUACAGACAGAUGGCUUACUCAGAUAGAAGGCACAAUUCGAAAACGCGUCGGAUUGUAAGAGGGCCGAUGAAGGUUUUUUUUUGUUCUCCGGCUCCCUGCACCCUUACUACACCUCAAGUGAGGCUGGCGCUCCAAGACCUGACACUGCUCAAUGCUAUCUUAUGCGUAGUG